Molecule: messenger RNA, 289 nt
Organism: Funneliformis caledonium
Lineage: Eukaryota; Fungi; Glomeromycota; Glomeromycetes; Glomerales; Glomeraceae
Source: the annotation of a GenBank genome assembly
ACAACGAGGCGAAGGAUCUAAGCUUCGUUUUGAUGAAGAGAAAUCUAAAACUAUGUCAACUCUCUCUCCUAUGGCUAGUCCCACUAUUACACAUUUUAAUUCUUUAAGGAAAGUCUCCCGAUCCUUCUUCAGAGUCUCAAUUCUUUCUCCAAUUUAUAUACAUGAUUCUUCAUUGAAAAUUCAAGCUCCUUCAGUAUUUCGUCAAUUACCUCUUCCAAUUAAUACAAAAGCUCCUUCAGUUCAUCUUCCAAUUGAUGUGUACUUGAGAAAUCAAGCUUCAAAAUUUAAG